Penicillium riverlandense is the source of this 1317-nucleotide messenger RNA. It is a transcript of the gene aspf22, whose product is annotated as enolase acuN. NCBI's taxonomy places the organism in Eukaryota, Fungi, Ascomycota, Eurotiomycetes, Eurotiales, Aspergillaceae. The transcript has 4 exons. Gene Ontology annotation, biological process: glycolytic process. The coding region runs from base 1 to 1317 and encodes 438 amino acids. Gene Ontology annotation, molecular function: phosphopyruvate hydratase activity; magnesium ion binding. Gene Ontology annotation, cellular component: phosphopyruvate hydratase complex. The record is from RefSeq and is a predicted model, not a curated record.
AUGCCUAUCUCCAAGAUCCACGCUCGUUCCGUGUACGACUCGCGCGGCAACCCCACCGUCGAGGUGGAUGUGGUCACCGAGACCGGUCUGCACCGCGCCAUUGUCCCCUCCGGUGCCUCUACUGGCCAGCACGAGGCCGUCGAGCUCCGUGAUGGUGACAAGACCCACUGGGGUGGAAAGGGUGUUCUCCAGGCUGUGAAGAACGUCAACGAGACCAUUGGCCCUGCCCUCAUCAAGGAGAACAUUGACGUCAAGGACCAGGCCAAGGUUGACGCUUUCCUCAACAACCUGGACGGCUCCGCCAACAAGGGCAACCUGGGUGCCAAUGCCAUCCUCGGUGUCAGCUUGGCCAUUGCCAAGGCUGCCGCUGCUGAGAAGGGCGUUCCCCUGUAUGCCCAUAUCUCCGACCUGGCCGGAACCAAGAAGCCCUACGUCCUCCCCGUCCCCUUCCAGAACGUCCUGAACGGUGGCUCCCACGCCGGUGGCCGUCUGGCUUUCCAGGAGUUCAUGAUUGUGCCUGACACCGCUCCCUCCUUCUCCGAGGCUCUCCGUCAGGGCUCCGAGGUCUACCAGAAGCUCAAGGCCCUCGCCAAGAAGAAGUACGGCCAGUCUGCUGGCAACGUCGGCGACGAGGGUGGUGUUGCUCCCGAUAUCCAGACCGCCGAGGAGGCCCUGGACCUGAUCACCGAUGCCAUUGAGCAGGCCGGCUACACCGGCAAGAUGCACAUCGCCAUGGACGUUGCCUCGAGCGAGUUCUACAAGACCGACGCCAAGAAGUACGACCUGGACUUCAAGAACCCGAACAGCGACCCCUCCAAGUGGCUCACCUACGAGCAGCUGGCCGACCUGUACAAGUCGCUGGCCGCCAAGUACCCCAUUGUCAGCAUUGAGGACCCCUUCGCCGAGGACGACUGGGAGGCCUGGAGCUACUUCUACAAGACCUCGGACUUCCAGAUCGUCGGUGACGACCUGACGGUCACCAACCCGCUGCGCAUCAAGAAGGCCAUUGAGCUCAAGUCCUGCAACGCCCUUCUGCUCAAGGUGAACCAGAUCGGUACCAUGACCGAGUCCAUCCAGGCCGCCAAGGACUCCUACGCCGACGGCUGGGGUGUCAUGGUCUCCCACCGCUCCGGUGAGACCGAGGAUGUCACCAUUGCCGACAUUGCUGUCGGUCUGCGCUCGGGCCAGAUCAAGACCGGUGCUCCCGCCCGCUCGGAGCGUCUGGCCAAGCUGAACCAGAUCCUCCGGAUUGAGGAGGAGCUCGGCCCCAACGCCGUGUACGCCGGCCAGAAGUUCCGCACUGCAGUCAACAUGUAA